This is a messenger RNA of Malaclemys terrapin pileata, 7390 nucleotides long. RefSeq names its product transmembrane O-mannosyltransferase targeting cadherins 1 (gene TMTC1). Bases 115 to 2997 code for a protein of 960 amino acids. The record is from RefSeq and is a predicted model, not a curated record. The transcript has 20 exons. NCBI's taxonomy places the organism in Eukaryota, Metazoa, Chordata, Testudines, Emydidae. Gene Ontology annotation, biological process: protein O-linked glycosylation via mannose; RNA processing. Gene Ontology annotation, molecular function: mannosyltransferase activity; protein binding.
GCCAGCAGCGGCUCGGGCUCCUGCCUGCCCCGGCGGCACCAUGCUAGCGCCGCUGCCUGCCCGCGCCCGGCAGGAGGAGGGUGCCCCGCGCCCGCGAGGAGCCAGCCCGGCAGGAUGGUGACAGCCUCCGCCAGCGGCAGGAGCCGGGACCGAGCGCUGCUGCCGCCGUCCCCGUCGCCUCCUCCUCUCCCCGCAGCCUGGGCUGCUGCUCCAGCCCGGCCCGGCUCCGGCAGCUGCGUGGCGGCGGCCGCGGCGCUGCUGCUGGCCGGGCUGUGCGCCCUGUGCUACGGCAACUCUCUGCGGGGCGAGUUCGUGCACGACGACGUGUGGGCGAUCGUGAACAACCCGGACGUGCGGGCGGCGGCCCCCUGGGCGGGCGUCUUCGCCAACGACUUCUGGGGCAAGGGCAUGGCCGAGAACACCAGCCACAAGUCCUACCGCCCCCUCUGCGUCCUCACCUUCAAGCUAAACAUAUUGUUGGCUGGUAUGAACCCAUUCUAUUUCCAUGCAGUGAAUGUAAUUUUACACUGUCUAGUGACUCUUGUCCUGAUGUAUACUUGUGACAAAGCUGUAUUCAAGGAUGGUCGACUGGCUUUUGUCACGGCUCUCUUCUUUGCUGUGCAUCCUAUUCACAGUGAGGCUGUAACAGGUAUUGUAGGCAGAGCGGAUGUCUUAGCCUGUCUACUGUUUCUGUUGGCUUUUCUCUCCUAUAAUAGGAGUGUGGAUCAUUUUUAUGUUGGGGAACAUUUCCCUCCCACUGCCUCUCCAUUCUUCUUGCUGCUUAGUUUAUUUCUUGGGACCUGUGCAAUGCUGGUGAAGGAAACUGGAGUCACUGUGUUUGGUGUGUGCUUGGUUUAUGACUUGCUUUUCCUGUCCUACAAUAGACUUACACUGAGAAAUGGAGGGGUGCAUCAGAGGUUCCCACGGCAGCCUGCGGCUUCUCCAUCUGCUUCGCUGCAGAUUCCUCCAUCCAGCAGGGAGAAUGGGAAGCACCGGUUUGCUCACAAAGGGACCUGGAACGCAUGCCACCCUGCAUCACCUGAAGAGCAACGGAGCAGCAGCCUUUCUGUCUCAAACAAAGCCAUGUGGGCUAUUCUUAGCUACCUGACGGCAAGUAACAACCAGAAUUUCUUGUAUACUGCAAGGCCAUUUUUGAAGAGGGCUGCUUUAGUAAUAAGUUAUGUGAUUCUUGUUUUAUAUUUCCGUUUCUGGAUAAUGGGAGGUUCCAUGCCAAUGUUUUCAGAACAGGACAAUCCAGCUUCAUUCUCACCUUAUUUACUAACAAGAUUUCUAACUUAUUCGUACCUCCUGGCCUUCAAUUCCUGGCUUCUGCUAGCACCAAUUACUCUGUGCUAUGACUGGCAGGUUGGGAGUAUUCCUUUAAUUGAGUCGAUAUGGGAUGUGAGGAAUUUAGCUACAGUUCUCCUGGUGGUGGUGAUGAUAUUACUCAGCUUACAUUGCAUAACAGCAUUCAAGAAACUGGAACAUAGAGAAGUUUUAGUUGGCUUGUUAUUCCUGGUUUUCCCAUUUAUCCCAGCCAGCAACCUCUUCUUCAGGGUGGGGUUUGUGGUGGCAGAGCGAGUCCUUUACAUGCCAAGUAUGGGGUACCUUAUCCUUUUUGUCCAUGGUUUGAAAAAGCUCUGUGCCUCGUUAAAUAGAUGGGGAGCUACUGCCCUGACCCUCUCUGCUUUGCUGCUGCUGCUGCUGUUCUCUUGGAAAACUGUGAAACAGAAUGAAAUCUGGUUGUCAAGAGAAUCCCUCUUCAGCUCAGGUGUGCAGACUCUGCCCCAUAAUGCCAAGGUGCACUACAACUAUGCCAAUUUUCUGAAAGACCAGGGUCGUAACAGUGAAGCCAUCUAUCACUACAAAACUGCCCUCAAACUGUAUCCUCGUCAUGCGAGUGCUCUGAACAACCUCGGCACGUUGACCAAAGACUUGGUGGAAGCAAAGGAAUACUAUAGAAGAGCUCUUCAGUUAAACCCACAGCAUAAUCGAGCUCUCUUCAAUCUUGGAAAUCUGCUCAAGUCCCAAGGGAAGAAAGAGGAAGCUGUGUUCUUAUUGAGAGAUUCCAUUAAAUACGGUCCAGAGUUUGCAGAUGCUUACUCAAGCCUUGCUUCCCUGUUGGCUGAACAGGAACAAUUUAAAGAAGCCCAGGAGGUUUAUCAGGCUGGGAUAGAGAAUUGUCCAGAGAGCUCUGAUCUGCAUAAUAACUAUGGUGUUUUCUUAGUUGAUACUGGGGCUCCUGAGAGAGCAGUGUCCCACUACCAGCAGGCCAUCUGGCUCAGCCCAAACCAUUACGUGGCCAUGGUGAACCUGGGCAGGCUCUACCGCUCUCUGGGGCAGAACAAAGAGGCUGAAGCUUGGUACAAACGAGCGUUGAAAGUAUCGCGGAAGGCGGAAAUUCUGUCCCCACUGGGAGCUCUCUACUACAACACGGGGCGGUAUGAAGAAGCUUUACAGGUUUACAGGGAAGCCGCAGCACUGCAGCCUUCAAACAAGGAGAUUCGACUGGCCCUGGCACAGGUUUUAGCAAUGAUGGGACAAACAAAGGACGCUGAAAAAAUGACUAACCAUAUUGUGACAGAAGAGGCCGAGUGCCUAGAAUGCUACCGCCUUUUAUCAGCAAUCUACAGCAAGCAGGAGCGUUACAGCAAGGCCCUUGAAGCUAUAGAUAAAGCUCUGCAGCUAAAACCAAAGGAUCCAAAAGUCAUAUCGGAGCUCUUUUUUACUAAAGGAAAUCAGCUAAGAGAACAGAACCUUCUUGACAAGGCUUUUGAGAGCUAUAAAGUGGCUGUGGAGCUGAAUCCAGAUCAAGCUCAGGCAUGGAUGAACAUGGGAGGGAUUGAGCAUAUCAAGGGAGACUACAUCAAUGCACGUAGCUAUUACAAGAAAGCUUUACAGCUGGUUCCAAACAGCAAGCUGCUGAAGGAGAAUCUGGCUAAACUGGAUCGCUUAGAGAAACGAUUGCAGGAAGUCCAGGAGAAAGAUCAGACGUAGCUAGUGGAAGGAGCUUUGUGCCCCUUGCAGAAGAAAGAGAAGUGGAAGCCCAUUGGCAGAAGUGACACAGAAGGAGCUGUGAUGUGACUCAGAAUUAAGGAGGGCAAAUUUGGGGCGCACAUUUGUGCAUCACCAAAGUUGCUGGAGACCCUUCAUUUCUAUAGGGUAUGCUGAAGAAUGAGUGAAAACCCUGUUUUAAUCAAGAUUUAUGUUUGGGUUGGAUGCAUAUCACUGCCAUUAGUGCUGUAAGUGGGAGAUGCACCUUUGAUGUCCUGGUCUCUCACUUCCCAAGUGGGUGGGCUGUAGAGGCAAAGUUCUUAUCCACUGGCAAGGGAUGGAGCAGUGCCUCUUGUUAGUCAACAUUCACCCACUUAAGGAGUAUUAUUAAUGGUCUCUAAAGCAUGCCCCAUAAAGUCCUCCUCAGCCAGGAUGAUAGUGACAAUGAUCAGCAGAGAGAGUCAAAAGCCGUUACAGGGUUAAAGCUGGGAGAACUGGUGGCCAUUUUUAGAUCUCCAACAAUGACUUGAAAAUGACCCCAAGGAAAUGGAGAAUUAUGUCUGGACAUGGCUGUCUCUGAAAGUGAUGAUUCUCUGACUAGGGAUGCUAGUCCUUUAAGAAAAAACCUCAGUUGAAUGUUUUACUCAGAAGAUAAUCAUUUUUGUAACUAUUCAAAUUCAUGAUAUCACAGAAUUGUCAGAAAUCACAUGACUUUUUUCGCCCAAUCAGAAUUAUAAUUUCUAUGAAAAAAUUGGAACUGUCCAAUGGAAAUGUGGAAUUCUUUAAUGGGUCCAUCUCCCUCUUCCCCCCCCCCCAAAAAAAAUAUCUAUAUUUUUAAAUAUUGAGUGGAAAGGCAAGUUUGCUUCAGAAUAUGGACAUUUAUUUUUGAGUGUUAUUUAUUUUUAACUUAUAAUAAAAUGUUUAAUAUAUUUUACUCUGUUUAUAAGAGUUGGACAACAUCCCUCACAGCUAGCAAUGUGGCCUGUGAUUGUUGCUUUUAUUGUAUAAAGUUAGAAAAUACAGCACCACAAGGUUGUGUUUGAAUAAUUCUCCCUGCUGAUAUUUCUAAAGCAAUUGGAUGUUGGACCAAAUUUUCAUUACAGCAAUGCCGCGCCCAUUGAUAUGUAGGGUUGCACCAGUUCAGCUGAGAUGAGCAUUUGAUCUGUUGUCAAUAGUAGAGGUAGCUGAGAAGGUUGGAUGGGGCAGUGUAGUGAUAUCCUGCCCUUUCACUCUGGACAGCAGCUCAUCUCUCAAGUUUAUUGUUUUCAUCUUAGCCCCCAUCAUGAGACCAUCAUACAGUUUGAUUGCCAUGUCUUUGCUGAAGAGAAGCCCAGGUCAUGGAAUUAAUAGCGGGUGGUUCAGGUUGGGACUGAAGUGCAUUGAUACAGCUCUGUCAGGGAAAUCUUGCAUGGCAAUGUCCCAUGGCUUUAACCAGUGUUAAUAGGGUGUCACUAUCGUGAACUCUAAAUGCACACAGGAGUAAAUUAAAGAAGUCUCCAUAGUUAAGCAUAAUCAUGUGAUGAUGUUGUAGGUCUGUCUGAUUUAUUUAAGGGGGUUGAUUUCUAAUUGCCACUUUUUGUAGGUAAAAUCACAGACAAAAAAUAAGAGUCUAGAAAUCAACAGGGUACCACCCAAGCACAGUGGGUGGGUGGGUUCAGUGGAUCCAAUGGCAGGAUUGAAGCAUAACCACAUAGGGUUCUAUUCAGUACCCAGGUGAUGCUGAAGAGUAUUAAUUUGGUUUCUGCAUGUAGCCAGGUGAUUCUUUUUUGCGUUCUUGCUCAUGUACAUUCCACAUUAGAUUUUUCCCUCAGUGGUAUCUGUCGGGCCAGCUCUAGUCCCCUCUGGUGCCACACCCUCUCAGUUCUUUCUUACCACCCAUGAUGGUUGCUGGAACAACUCCUCUUGUUCGGCAAGGCAUUUUUCAAUGGUUUCUUCUCUGUAUCCUUGUUUAUUAGUCUUAGUAUAGUUGUAGUAUAAAUAAUACUAAUGUAGAUAGUUAGAACCGCUCCUUUAUCGUUGAGGGGCUCCCUUCGCCCCGAGCAUGCUCCUGUCCUUGGGCUUCAAACCUUGUGCAUCCUGUGGCAAGCCUAUGCCUGUGAGAAACCCACACUUCAGUUGUCUGAAGUGUCUGGGAGAGGCUCAAAUAAGAGAUUUGUCAGAACUUUAAGCCUUGUAUGAAGAAAGACAGGCUAGACUGAGGACUAUCUUAAUGGAAGCCACUCUAAGACUGGCUUCGGAGCCAAGCUGCUCAGAUUCGGCACUAACCACUUUGGCCUUGGUGCUGCGUGUAUCCCGGCAACAUUCUCCAUCUACAGUGCCAAGGAAGAAACAUAAAAAGCAGUGCUCCAAGAGAGGGCGUUUGCCAGUGCCAAAGAAAGGCAAGCAAGGGGAAGGCAGUGGAGUGUGACCCAGGUCGGGCCACUCCUCCACCCCCGGUUCCAUGGCAGAACUAUCAACUCCACGCAGAAGGUUGAGUCUAGUACGGGACUCCCCACCAACACCAAGAAGUCAUUUUGUGGCACCAGCAGAAUCACAGUACCUUCAACCCAGGAGGCCUUUGCAGUGGCCAGGGACUUAUCAUUCCCAGUACCGCUGACUCUGAUGGGACAACCAGUGGCGGCGGGGACAAUGGCCUCUGCAAUGGCCAUGAGGCGACGCUCUUGGCUGCAGUCCUCGAGGCUACCUCAAGAGGUCCAGCGGUCGAUUCAGGACCUCCCUUUCGAAGGCUACUUGUUUUUUUCGGAGCAAAUGGACACAAAGCUCCAUGGCCUGAACAACUCAAGGGCUACCCUCAGGUCCCAGGGCCUCUAUGCUCCGUCUACUUCAAGGAAGCACUUCAGGCCUCAACAGCCAGCCCAUUUUUGGUUCCACCACCAAGACACAGGACUUGUUCAAAUGAAGGAACAGAGGUUACAAGUGCCAUCAACUGCUUUCAUCCACUCAAUACCAAAGUUGCAUAGGUACUCUAGUGGACCCAAGCAGGCCUUUUGAAGGUGUGCCCGAGGGCGCUAUACCAGUUCCCGCUUCGGAUCCUUCCUACCCUUUGUUUUUGGACGGACUUUCCAUCUUCAGCCCAGCGUGGUCCCACAUGACAUCAGACCAGUGGGUGCUAAAUACAUUGGUGUAUGGUUAUAUUCUUCAGUUUUCAUUCACCGUUCCUUCCCGCCCCCUAUCCUGUCCCUCUUCAGGGACCCUUCUCACGAGCAACUCCUAGCCCAGGAGGUGCAGACCCUCCUACUGGUGAGGGCUGUGGAAGAGGUACCUCAAAAAUUGAAAGGGAAAGAGUUUUACUCCCAAUAUUUCUUAAUCCCAAAGGCCAAAGGGGCCUUCGUCCCAUCCUGGACCUGCGUCGCCUCAACAAUUAUCUCAAGAAACUGAGGUUCCACAUGGUCUGUCUGCCUCCAUCAUCCCCUUCUUGGAUUCAGGGGACUGGUAUGCUCACCUCGACUUAAAAGAUGCUUACUUUCACAUUUCCUUCUUCCAUGUCCUCAGAAGAUUCCUGAAGUUUAUAGUAAACCAAACUCAUUUCCAAUUCACCAUUCUCCCUUUUGGCCUGUCCGCAGCCCCCUGGGUUUUUAUGAUAAGUAUGUUGGUGGGAGCAGCCUUCCUCAGAAGGCGAGACAUUCAAGUCAGUAUCUCGGGACUGGCUGAUCAAAGGUCGCUCAGAGGCCCAAAUAAAGAACAGCUGGUUUGCUGGUUUGAGAUACAUAGGCUGAGCACUUGGCCUGUUGAUAAACAAACAAAAGCCGACUCUCAUUCCAGUAUAGAGAAUACAGUUGAUAUGGGGCAGUGCUCAACUCAACCCAGACCAGAGCCUUCCUUCCAGAGAGUUGGAAUUGAUAUCCAAGGUCAGGGCCCACCCAAUCACAACAAACUGGAUUUGCCUCAAGCUCCUGGGACACAUGGCCAUGUUCACUUAUCUGGUCUGGCAGGGGUGCCGACUCCAUGGGUGCUCCAGGGGUGGAAUACCCAUGGAAAAAAAUUAGUGGGUGCUUAGCACCCACCAGCAAUAGUGGUGCUGCAGCCCCAGCCAUGGAUCAGCAGUUCCUGAGCAGCCCCGUCUCCACCGAUCAGCUGGUAGGCUGCUGCACUAAUCAGCUGUUUGGCAGGCUCCCCUGCCUAUCAGCUGUUCUGCGAAUCCUGGGCUGGCUGCAGCAGAGGCUGACCCAGUCCUACUUCAGCCCUCAGUGGAGGGUGGGGCCCCUCCUCCAGCAGGCUCAGGGAGCUUCUCCAGCCAGGGUUAGGGGUGGACGAGGGUGGGGAGUGCAGGGCUCCCUCUGGUCUGCAGAAGCCCAGCCUGAUCAGCAGCGGUGAGACCCUGCUCAUCUGGGUCGCCCCGCCGCCUACGUAGAUCUCCUGGGCAAGUUCUAGCUCCCAGCUGGCUCCACUAGGUGAG